This is a messenger RNA of Drosophila melanogaster (fruit fly), 245 nucleotides long. RefSeq lists its product as uncharacterized. The record is from RefSeq and is marked reviewed. The transcript has a single exon. NCBI's taxonomy places the organism in Eukaryota, Metazoa, Arthropoda, Insecta, Diptera, Drosophilidae. Bases 30 to 203 code for a protein of 57 amino acids.
AGUUGUAAGUUACUAUUUGAGUCGCCAGAAUGAUUCCAUCGCUGCGUUCUUCCGUCACCUGGCUUGUGGUGCUGUUGGUCCUUCUGAUGGAAUUGGUUGAGGUGUGGUCUGUCUGCUGCUCCUGUCCAGCCAGACGAUGCUCCAUUCCCCAGUGGCCGUGCUGCGGCCGGAACGCCAAGUGGUAUAGUUUCAUAUAUGCUUAAGGAAUGAAGUUAAUAAACAGCAAGUGGAGGUAUUUUUAAAGU